GCAAAUUGGAACCUGACUCAAACAAAUAGAUUGAGAAUAUUUCCCAAUUUUAUGGAAUGAAAAGUAUAAAUUUGGACGUACAAUUUCAUAAGGUUCUCAACAAAUAAUCUGAUAUAUCCACCAAAAAAGAAAAAAUCGGAUAUUCACCCGUCCAGCAGCUACCGCGCGCCAUGACCCUCUCCGACGGCCCGCGAGGGUCGCUGAUCCCCAGCUUCCUGUACACCAGCUCGUCAUCCAGCAGGACUGCAGCUCUGGAGAAGCUUCUCGCUCCAGCUGCAUCCACCUCCAUGCCUGCGGCAUCGAGUCACGAUGUGGUGCCGUCUCCUGUCCAGAAGAGCUUCAUAGUUCCGUCCCCGAACGAACCGACCAAGAAGAAGAAGAUCGAGAUGUACUCGCGGGAGUACUACGCUGCCUGUACUGCUGGAGGCAUCCUCAGCUGCGGUCUCACUCACACGGCCGUCACCCCUCUUGACCUCGUCAAGUGCAACAUGCAGAUUGAUCCGGCAAGGUACAAGAACAUCUCGUCCGGUUUCGGAGUCUUGUUCAAGGAGCAAGGAAUAAGAGGCUUCUUCAGGGGCUGGGUGCCCACUCUGCUUGGUUAUAGCGCCCAAGGCGCGGGCAAGCUAGGGUUCUAUGAGUUCUUCAAGAAAUACUACUCCGACAUCGCUGGUCCGGAGUAUGCUUCCAAGUACAAGACUUUGAUAUACCUUGCCGGCUCUGCAUCUGCCGAAGUGAUCGCUGACGUUGCCCUUUGCCCCUUUGAGGCCGUGAAGGUAAGAGUGCAGACACAGCCCGGUUUCGCAAGGGGUCUGGCAGAUGGGCUUCCCAAGUUUGUAAGAUCAGAAGGCGGUGCUCUCGGGCUGUACAAGGGCAUAGUUCCUCUCUGGGGUCGUCAAAUUCCCUAUACUAUGAUGAAGUUUACUUCGUUCGAGACCAUCGUGGAACUUGCCUACAAGUACGCGAUCCCGACACCGAAAGAUGAGUGCAGCGCUCCGUUUCAGCUUGGAGUGAGUUUUGCUGGUGGAUAUGUGGCCGGAGUCUUCUGUGCUAUCGUAUCUCACCCAGCCGACAACCUUGUCUCUUUCCUCAACAAUGCUAAAGGGGCUACCGUUGGUGAUGCAGUUAAGAAGCUUGGUUUGUGGGGACUCUUCACCCGUGGGCUUCCUCUCCGUAUCGUCAUGAUCGGAACUCUCACCGGAGCUCAGUGGGGCAUAUACGAUGCAUUCAAAGUUUUUGUGGGACUGCCCACGACCGGUGGUAUUACUCCUGCUCCUGCUCAGGGCCCCACAGCAGCUGUUGCUGAACUUGCGAAUUAGGAGGGAAUUAGGAGGUUUAAUUAUGUGUCUUUGAGAAGUGAACGGUUGCAUGUAGAGUAGGAGAUUUAAGAGUAGCGUCCAUCUCACCCACGCAAUGCGGCAGAUUGUUUUUAGUGUGGAGAUUUAUAAUACAAAGUAUUUUAGAAUA
This is a messenger RNA of Punica granatum (pomegranate), 1464 nucleotides long. NCBI's taxonomy places the organism in Eukaryota, Viridiplantae, Streptophyta, Magnoliopsida, Myrtales, Lythraceae. The record is from RefSeq and is a predicted model, not a curated record.